AUUAAAUUAUAAUAUUAAAUAAAAUAUCUAUAUAUAUAUAUAUAUAUGUAUACAUAUAUGUGAAAACAAAAAAUAUGAAAAUUUUUAAAAAUUUAUUAAAGUAUUUAAUUUUUAUUACAAUUUGUAUAAUUAAUAAUUGUUGUUAUUUUGUAAAAUGUCAUCAUUCUUCAUCUGGUAUUUAUUAUGACAAUGGUAUUGAUCGUACAAUAUUACAUCGAUAUUUGGAUAAAUAUGAAAUGAAUCGUGUUGAAAAUGAUAUUAUGAAUCUUAUUGGUUUACCAUCAAAAAGAAAUCCCGGUCAUUUAAUGUCAUUAAGAAACUCUGCACCUCAAUUUUUACUUAAUGUUUAUGAUAAAUUAAUGAAUAAAGAGAAUAGUGUAUAUUUUCGACGAUCAAAAAGGGAAGUUUUUCCCGAUAACACGAAUUUAAUAACUGAUAUUGAUGAGAAAGCAUUCCGGAAAUCUGAUAUUAUAAUGGCAUUUUUACAUAAAGAUCAUCAUAUAGCUGAAGUACGACAUGAGCACGGACGUAAAUUAUGGUUUGAUGUAUCAGAAGUAUCACGAGAUGCAAUUUUAAUGAUGGCUGAAUUAAGAAUAUUUCAAAAUUCAAAACUUGGCAAUUUGAAUGGAUUAAAAAAACAUAUUAUAAUUACAGUUUAUUCAAUUGUUAAAGCUGAUGGACAAAAAGAAUUAGAAAUUGUUUCUUCUGUUAAUACUACAACCGAAUAUCAUGGAUGGCUUGAAAUGAAUGUUACAGAUGUAUUAGAUAAAUGGUUAAAAAAUCCAAAAGAAAAUAAUGGUUUAUAUAUAAGUGCACAUGAAGAUGGCAGACCAAGGCAUGAAAUUAAACUUUCUGAUAUUGGAUAUGUUAAUGUACAUGGUGAUGAAGAAUAUCAAACUUUUUUAGUUGGAUAUUUUAAAGGACCAGAGAUUAAUAAAAUCCCAAGAAGUCUUCAUCGGAUUAAACGUGAUUCUUUUAGUUAUAAACCAAAAAAUCCAUUUUCAAAUAUUGGCCGACAACAGGAUUUACAUACAGAAAGAGAAUGUAAAUUACAUUUUUUACAUGUAUCCUUCGAUGAGCUUCCAAGUGCUGAUAAUAUAAUUGCACCGGAAGGUUAUGAAGCAUACUAUUGUAAAGGAGAAUGUGUUUUUCCAUUAAAUGCACAUAUGAAUGCAACAAGCCAUGCAAUUGUUCAAGCUCUAGUACAUUUAAUGGUUGGUGGAGUACCAAAACCCUUAUGUGCACCAUUAAAAUUAGGAGCAAUUCAAAUUUUAUACUUUGUUGAUGAUAGUAAUGUAGUUUUAAAAAAAGUUAAUAAUAUGGUUGUUAAAAGAUGUGGUUGUCAAUAAAAAAAAUAUGUAAAAGAAUAUUAAAAUGCACUGAUAUAAAAAUAGACAAUAAAAAUAAUUAAAAAUGUUGUGGCAAUUUCCUGACAGAAAUUUUUCUGACUAUUGCCGGUAUUUAGUUGCAUCUCGGAUCAAAAAACCACAAAG
This is a messenger RNA of Condylostylus longicornis, 1493 nucleotides long. Its product is annotated as protein 60A-like. Gene Ontology annotation, molecular function: growth factor activity; cytokine activity. Bases 75 to 1349 code for a protein of 424 amino acids. Gene Ontology annotation, cellular component: extracellular region. The transcript has 6 exons. Gene Ontology annotation, biological process: BMP signaling pathway; SMAD protein signal transduction. NCBI's taxonomy places the organism in Eukaryota, Metazoa, Arthropoda, Insecta, Diptera, Dolichopodidae. The record is from RefSeq and is a predicted model, not a curated record.